AUGACGCAGCUAAAUCUUACCGUCUUCAGCGAAACCACUCAACAGACAUUUUGGAUUCGGAAUCACGUGUUUGAUGACGUCACAAUCACUGAUCACGUAAUAUAUUCCACAAGCAGCAUCAAAAGCAAGGUGAACUGUGGGAAGGAAUGUGCCAAGAGUGACAUCUGCAGGUCGUUUUCCUACAAUGGUCAUGAUGGCACGUGUCGUAUGCAUUCAGAAACAUUUUCCAACAGCGCCAGUUCUCUCCCUUCAUCGGGGUCCCGCUACUACACAAUGGCCACAGAUCACUGCCCAACUGAAGAUGGGUACGUGUUGCUUGAGGAUGUCAAGCUGUGUUUCAAGGUGUUCAAUCUGAACAAAAAACAAAUGGCAGAAGCCCGUGAUGUUUGUAACCAAUCACGUUCCAGAUUGAUUGUCUUGGACACAAAGGAAAAGAACUUAGCUGUCAGUGACUACAUUAAAGAAAAUAUAGGUAACUCCAAGUUCUUUAUCGGUUUGACAGAUGAAGACCACGAAGACAUUUUCGUCUGGGAGAAUGGAAAGACAGCUAAUUUCACCAACUGGAAUACUAGGGAACCAAACAAUCUGAACAACGAAAACUGUGUUUUGCUAAUUACAAACACUGGAAAAUGGAACGAUAUGGGGUAA
Messenger RNA from Gigantopelta aegis, 648 nucleotides. Its product is annotated as macrophage mannose receptor 1-like. Lineage: Eukaryota; Metazoa; Mollusca; Gastropoda; Neomphalida; Peltospiridae. The record is from RefSeq and is a predicted model, not a curated record. The transcript has 5 exons. Bases 1 to 648 code for a protein of 215 amino acids.